Messenger RNA from Thamnophis sirtalis, 441 nucleotides. The record is from RefSeq and is a predicted model, not a curated record. NCBI's taxonomy places the organism in Eukaryota, Metazoa, Chordata, Lepidosauria, Squamata, Natricidae.
AACAUCUUUUCUUCUUUAGGCACCGGGAAAGUGAACCUUACCAGCUGGCACCACGACAAAGGCUGGGCUAACGUGCUGAACAUGACCUUCAGCGACGGGAGGCUGAUAGCCAAUCACGACGGCUUUUACUACCUGUACGCCAACGUGUGCUUCCGGCACCACGAAACGUUGGGCAACCUGACUGGCCAGGCGCUGCAGCUGAUGGUGUCCGUGAUCAAGACGGACGCCAGGCGGCGGAACUCGGUCGUCCUGAUGAAAGGCGGGAGUACCAAGAAUUGGUCGGGCGAAUCCGAGUUUCAUUUUUUCUCGGUUAACGUCGGCGGGUUCUUCAAACUGAAGUCGGGAGAGAUGGUGAACAUCCAGGUCUCCUAUCCUUCCUUACUGGACCACUCCCCAGAAGGGACUUAUUUUGGCGCCUUUAAAAUAAGAGAUAUUGAUUGA